This is a messenger RNA of Ceratotherium simum simum (southern white rhinoceros), 1496 nucleotides long. It is a transcript of the gene TTLL1, whose product is annotated as TTL family tubulin polyglutamylase complex subunit L1. The record is from RefSeq and is a predicted model, not a curated record. Lineage: Eukaryota; Metazoa; Chordata; Mammalia; Perissodactyla; Rhinocerotidae. Gene Ontology annotation, molecular function: tubulin-glutamic acid ligase activity; tubulin binding. Gene Ontology annotation, cellular component: ciliary basal body. Gene Ontology annotation, biological process: protein polyglutamylation; microtubule cytoskeleton organization.
ACCCAAGGCAGGAGUCAGUGAGACUGAAGAGAAAUUGGACGUUCUGCUGGCUGCAUAAGUACCUAUGGACUAUGGCAGGAAAAGUGAAGUGGGUCACUGAUAUCGAGAAGUCGGUGCUGAUUAAUAACUUUGAGAAGAGAGGAUGGGUCCAGGUGACAGACAGCGAGGACUGGAACUUCUACUGGAUGAGUGUGCAGACCAUCCGAAAUGUUUUCAGUGUUGAAGCUGGCUAUCGGCUCUCAGACGAUCAAAUAGUCAACCAUUUUCCGAACCACUAUGAGCUGACCCGGAAGGAUCUGAUGGUGAAGAAUAUUAAAAGAUACAGGAAAGAGCUGGAGAAAGAAGGGAGUCCUCUGGCAGAAAAAGAUGAAAACGGAAAAUACCUCUAUCUGGACUUUGUUCCGGUCACCUACAUGCUGCCCGCCGACUACAACCUGUUCGUGGAGGAGUUCCGGAAGAGCCCCUCCAGCACCUGGAUCAUGAAGCCUUGUGGCAAAGCCCAGGGGAAGGGAAUCUUCCUGAUCAACAAGCUCUCGCAAAUCAAAAAGUGGUCCCGGGACAGCAAAACAUCUUCGUUUGUGUCCCAGUCCACCAAGGAAGCCUACGUGAUCUCUCUCUACAUUAACAACCCCCUGCUCAUCGGUGGGAGGAAGUUCGACCUGCGCUUGUACGUUCUGGUGUCCACGUACCGCCCGCUGCGCUGUUACAUGUAUAAACUUGGGUUUUGCCGCUUUUGCACGGUCAAGUACACCCCGAGCACCAGCGAGCUGGACAACAUGUUCGUUCAUCUCACCAACGUUGCCAUUCAGAAACACGGGGAGGACUACAACCACAUCCACGGCGGCAAGUGGACUGUGAACAACCUGCGGCUCUACCUGGAGAGCACCCGAGGCAGGGAGGUGACCGGCAAGCUGUUCGACGAGAUCCACUGGAUCAUCGUGCAGUCGCUGAAGGCCGUGGCGCCGGUGAUGAACAAUGACAAACACUGCUUCGAGUGCUAUGGCUACGACAUCAUCAUAGACGAUAAGCUGAAGCCCUGGCUGAUUGAGGUUAAUGCAUCCCCGUCUCUCACCUCCAGCACUGCCAACGAUCGGAUCCUUAAGUAUAACCUGAUUAAUGACACCCUCAAUAUUGCGGUCCCGAAUGGCGAAAUUCCAGACUGUAAAUGGAACAAGUCACCCCCAAAGGAAGUUCUUGGCAAUUAUGAAAUUCUGUAUGACGAAGAGCUGGCGCAGGGUGAUGGGGCUGACCGAGAGCUGAGGAGUCGUCCGGGCCAGUCAUUAGGGCCCAAAGGGGGCCGAUCGAGAGACUCGGGGAGAACCGCCCUCACCACCUGGAAGUGACCACCAGCGAGAGCAGAAGACUCCGGCGGGACCCUACCGGAACUUCUCACUGCACCCAGCCCUUGCCAAAGACCUGUUUUGAAAUUUCCUUUUUCUAGAGCUUUUUUCCUUUCCUAAGCCCUGUAAAUAAAUAAAGGCACUUCUUUGGAAGGU